GGAUUAGGCCAUUAAUCUAAGAAUCGGCAAGUAAUCGAGAGAAAGUCAAAGAGUUGACCAAGAUGAAUUUCUCUCCGAUAGCAAUCUCCCUUCUCUUCGCUCUUCUAUCGCCGACUCUUCUAUCUUGCUCCGGCGAUUCCAGCACCGUCGAGAUUGAAUCUCCGCCGACUGUAUGUAUCAUCGGGAGUGGGAUCGGAGGCUCAUCCGUCGCUCAUUUCCUCCGUAACUACUCCGUUUCUACCGGCUUGGACCGAGCCCGGAUCCUGAUGUUUGAGCGUCACGAGGUAGUCGGUGGGCGCAUGAGGACCGUUACCGUCUCCGGUGAUACGUUCGAGGCCGGCGGUUCGAUCCUGCACCCGAAAAACUAUCACGCACGGGACUUCGUCGAGAGGUUCAAUUUGACGGUCCGAUUGCCGACGGCGAUUGAGGAGUCUUGCGCUAUUGGAAUCUGGGAUGGGAAGAAGUUCAUCUUCAAGACCUUCGGUUCGAGUAUCAAAUUUCCUUUUGUGGAUAAGAUCGUCUCUUGGGUGAAUGAUCUGUACAUGUUCGUGCGUUACCGGUUUUCACUGUUCAGAAUGAGUAGCUUCAUUGAGAACACAGUUGGUAAUUUCUUGAAGUUCUACGAAAGCCUAGAAUCAAGACCAAUCUUCGACAGUGUUGAAGGGAUGCUGAAAUGGUCGGGCUUGUACAAUCUCACAAAGCUCACUCUACAGGAGAAAUUAUCUGAAGCUCAACUAUCUCCUUUAUUAAUCAACGAGCUGGUUACUGUUAUUACAAGGAUAAACUAUGGACAAAGCGUACUCAUAAGUGGACUAGCUGGUGCAGUCUCAUUGGCUGGUUCAGGUGGAGGAUUAUGGUCUGUCGAAGGUGGGAACUGGCAGAUGGCUGCAAAACUGAUCAACCACUCAGAUGUUACCUUACACCUGAAGGAGCAAAUCGAAUCCAUUUCACAUCUCGGUAACUAUUACGAGCUCAACUCCACAAAAGGAAACAGCUUCAAGUGUGAUGUCGCAGUCGUUUCCACACCUUUAGACGAGGUGGAUAUUCAGUUUUCACCGUCGAUCUCAAUUCCCAAGAGGGAAUUACAGCACACACACGCAACAUUCGUUAGGGGGCUUUUAAACCCAGGGUAUUUUGGGAUGAAAUCGGUUUCGGAUGUUCCAGCCUUGGUGGGAACUCUUGAAGAUCCUCUAAUUCCGUUCUCAUGCAUCUCGAUUCUAAGGAAAUAUAGCGAAACAGAUAUGACGUACAAGAUAUUUACGCGACAGCCUGCUUCAGAUUCUUUGCUUGAUGAGCUCUUCAGUGCGAGAACCGAGACCGUUCGCAUAGACUGGGGUGCAUAUCCCAAGUACCACGCGCCUGAAGUUUUUGCACCCUUCAUAUUGGAUGAUCACCAUUUGUACUAUGUGAAUGCUUUUGAAAACGCGGCUAGCACAAUGGAGACAAGUGCAGUGGCAGAAGCGAAGAGGUCAAUCAAUCUGAUCGGCGAUGGGUUGCUUCAGUUGCUUCGACGGAACCCAAAAGCAACAGCACAAGAACAGUUUGAAAAGUCUGCAGCUGGAAGGGCUGCACAAGCUCAAAUACAGCAAAUGGCAAAACAAUCAGCUAAUACUAACAAAGGAGAGCCUGUUCUUAAGUGGCAAAUGACGUAGCGAUGAGAGCGGGUUUUCUAAGAGUUGUGUGAUUCUCAAGGUUUGCAAGACUUUUUAAUGUGCUUCUGAUUCAAUCUGAUUAUCUUUUGAAUUUGCAAGCAAAGAAAACAGAGUAACAAGUUUGUUGUAUAUGUAUAGUAGUAAUAAAUGUUAACAACAGAUCAUCUCUCUGUUUUAUUGUGAGCUCUGUUUGCAUUUGUUCAAUUAAAGUUGUUUAGGUCAAUCUGGGAAUCUUAAGUUAAGUGAGCUGAUAGCUUUAGUUCGAUUGGCAUGAGCAUUAGAUUCAUCUAAGCAUCUGUAAUUUGUGGGAAUGUCGGAGACCGUUUUUUUAGUUCACCAUGAUGCCAACCUUUUCAGUUUAAGCCAUAACUCUAUGGAAAUGGCUUUUAUAUUGCAUUUUGUUGGUUUCUCUAAUUUUUUUUUUGUAUACAAUAGCUUUAAUCAUUAGAAAAACAGAAGAGACGAUGGAUCAGAUCAACGUGUCUAUUUUCAUAAGACUCGCAUCUAGUUAUAGACAAAGAUGUACAAGUUAUAUGCUUUGUUAUCGUUCCACAUCAAGAGCUGUUAAGUAAGCUCCACAAUAUAUGUCAAAUGGAAUCGAUCUUUUACAUCACCAAAAAAAAAAAGGUCAGGACUUGUUCCACUCCUAUUCCGUGAGGCUUGACUCUCUAGAACCUGCUCUUUGCAUCAGAAACUUAUGGCACAUGACAGUACCAACAAAAUCAAGCAUCCCAUGUUUCACAAUCUCCAGCCUCUCUGAACUUUCCAUUACCGAGAACCCAAACCGCUGAGUCCAAGUGGUGACAACCUCUGCAGCAGCCGGUAAGACCAAUCUGUAAACUCCCAUUUUAGACAUUUGCUUCUCCAGCUCAUCCAUAAGCACUCUACACAUCCCACUUCUCCUGUAUUCAGACAAUGUCGCCACCAAAGGGAUCUCCGCCACGUCCUUGUCAACUCUAACUGCCGCCGCCGUUAUAGGCUCGUUGUUUCUCUCAAUCAAAACCGUGUAAAACCCGCGUCCCACGCCGGUUGCGUCUUUCCUGAACACCAGCUCCUCAACAAGGUCUCUCCCAGAGAAAGGAUCUUUCGUAGGCUCAAAUCCCUGGUGAAGUAUCUCAACAGCAGAACCUAGCUUGGAGAUCUGUUCAUCGUCAUAGUGUUCACCGUCGUUGGGAGCUCUCAUCAAUGUCCAAACCAAAUCCUCGUCCCCUACUGCAAUCUUACGUCCUAGGAGACUCUGAAGCGCGGAGAAGACUCUGCUGCAUUGGCUACUACAGAACCAGCCUCUACAUGAAACAAGACAAGGCUCUUGUUUUAAACACUUUAGAUGGAACCUUCUUUGGCAUUGCUCACAAGUCAUCAGCUUGCUGUUUCCUGAUGUCUCCAUCGACCCACAGAUAUCGCAGCAGCAACAAGGACAGAACCAGAGCUCUUCCUCCGGAAGACUCGUGAAGCCGAGGCAAGUAUGGUGAAAAGCUGAUGGACAACCAUCGCACAGAAGCAAGUCUCCACCCCAAUGACAAACGCAACACACAUCACAGUUGUUCUCCGGACCACAGUCUUUCCUCCAGAAUCUUACAGACUCUCUUUCACACUUGUUGUUCUUCUUCUCCAUCACUUGUAGGAUCUUCCUCAGAGAUUUCUCAAACCUUGGCCUUAUCUCUCCCUUAUCUUCACUCGGAGUAGAGCUAAUAAACGCAGCAUCCGUCACCAUUCUUGUCGUCUUCUUAUUCCGUUGCUGGUUUAUUACAUCAAGAUUGAGAACGAUUUUGAUCAAAUCAGACGAACGAUUCUUCUCUCCGUCCUUCCGAGUUUCCCCAUUAAACGCAGCCGUAGAGCAAUCCUCCACUUGCUUCUUCUUCGGUACAUCAACAUUGGGAACGAUUUUGACCAAAUCGGACGAACGAUUCUCUCCGUUGAGGGAUGUGCCAUUAAUAUCGCAACCCCUCACCAUCUUCCUCUUCUUCGCCUUCGGUACAUCAACAUUGGGAACGAUUUUAAUCAAAUCAGAAGAACGAUUCUCUUCGUUGAGGGUUGUGCCGUUAAUAUCGCAACCCCUCACCGUCUUCCUCUUCUUCUUCGACACCUCAACAUUCGGAACGGUUUUGACGGAAGCGGACAAGACAACUUUCGGGGGGAGGGUUCGUUGUUGUCUGUCGUCGUCGUCGUCGUCGUCGUCGACACAGCUCAAACAAGCUGUAGCCAAAGAGUAAAACCACCUCCCUUUGGGAGACUUAUAACGCAGCUCUCGCUUCUUCUUCCCUCUGUGAAUGUAAGCGAAGCCCCAGCCAAGAGCCGAGAGAUGCUUCUUCACCUUCAUCGAGAUAUCCGACGACCGCCGAGUUCCUUUGGGUCCGUCUCGUACAACAGAUAGCCAUUGUUGGAUUGAUCCUGGGUUCAAUUCCGCUUCUACGCUAAAGAAUUCACAGCGAUCCUCCAUGUUUUUUUUCUAGAAUUCGUAUGAUUAAGGAGACAGUUGGAUCUUACUCUCUAGGUUAUGACACCAUGGGUUUUUUAGAGGGUUUAUUUAUUAUAUGUUGAGAAUGAAAAAAAAAGGAAGUUUUCCAUUAAUUAAUCUAUAAUACUCGUGCGCUCUUUUUUUAAAAAAAAAUAAUUUUUGCAUGAG
Messenger RNA from Thlaspi arvense, 4278 nucleotides. The record is from the annotation of a GenBank genome assembly. Lineage: Eukaryota; Viridiplantae; Streptophyta; Magnoliopsida; Brassicales; Brassicaceae.